UGUUCGACCUUAGCCUUCUUCUCCACCUCCACCUCCAUCCAGAAGAACAUCUCCAUCUCCAUCUCCAUCUCCUAACCCAGCCCAGCCCUUUUCUGCCAUGGCUCUCUGGCUCCAAACAGCUGUUCUGCUAGUGGUGGCGGCCCUGUCGGCCACCGGAGGAGACGCCAUGGGCACCCAGCACCUGUGCGGCUCUCACCUGGUGGACGCCCUUUACCUGGUGUGUGGCGACCAGGGAUUCACCUACAAACCCACAAGAGAUGUGGUGGACCCCCUGCAGGCUCUGUUGUCUCCCAAGGCGGCGGCGGCCCAGCAGAAUGAGGUGGCCGACUCCUACAAAGACGUGGAGGAGAUGAUCAUGAAGAGGGGCAUCGUGGAGGAGUGCUGCCAUCAGCCCUGCAACGUCCUCAACCUCCAAGCCUACUGCAGGUCCUUCCACAACUGAGUCAUCCGAAAGCAAACAGAAACCCAUGAUGAAAAGAAGAAGGAGAAAAAAAAGAAGAAGAAGAAGAAGAAGAGGGGGAGGGAAAUGGCCCUGUUCAUGCUUUUAAAAUAAAUCAAUAAGAGCCCAACAGUCAUUAGGAGAAGAAACCUGUGCAGGCCAUUUAAUAAAGCUUUUUAUCAUCGUU
This is a messenger RNA of Engraulis encrasicolus (European anchovy), 626 nucleotides long. It is a transcript of the gene ins, whose product is annotated as preproinsulin. The transcript has 3 exons. Gene Ontology annotation, molecular function: hormone activity. The record is from RefSeq and is a predicted model, not a curated record. Bases 98 to 442 code for a protein of 114 amino acids. Gene Ontology annotation, cellular component: extracellular region. NCBI's taxonomy places the organism in Eukaryota, Metazoa, Chordata, Actinopteri, Clupeiformes, Engraulidae.